Messenger RNA from Cryphonectria parasitica EP155, 584 nucleotides. RefSeq lists its product as uncharacterized. The record is from RefSeq and is a predicted model, not a curated record. Bases 118 to 294 code for a protein of 58 amino acids. The transcript is spliced from 2 exons. Lineage: Eukaryota; Fungi; Ascomycota; Sordariomycetes; Diaporthales; Cryphonectriaceae.
ACCACAACCUCUAGUGAUACCGCCCUUCAAAGCAAUCUAUCUUGGUCUCUUUUGUCUUCGGAGACUCAACAAUCCAUCUCUCACAAACCAUUCCUCCUUCCCACAGACGUCAUCAAAAUGCCUGAGGUUCAAGCUCCCAGCCAGCAGAUCGCCAUGGAGGCUCUCCCAGCCGGUGAGGUCGUUUCCCAGCAGCCUGCUGUCGAGGAGCCAAUGUCGUCCGAUGUCAGCCUCCGUGGUGGCUGCGGCGAGUCCAUUGACUGCUGCGGCAUCACCGAGUCUUGCGGAUGCUGCUAGACGAAACUGAAUAAAGCCAUUCUUCGUAUCGAUUCGACAACCUACACAACGAAACAGGCAACACAUCAGUUGUUGGCCAUGAGUUUUCUGGGUUUUGCAGCACGGAUUAUGGGAGAAUCAGAUUACAAUAUAUGGAGGAAGAGGAUGCGGAUGUGAUAUCCCAUAAUUUGUCUCAUUUGGAGUUUACGGGAUGGAUUGUCUCGGGUGAAACCAGCACCGAGGCUUUCUUUGGUCUGAUAAGAUUGGAGGAUAGAUAUGCCCAGUCCAAUUCAGCGUUGCUGUUCUGAUCA